Fomitiporia mediterranea MF3/22 is the source of this 294-nucleotide messenger RNA. Its product is annotated as Sm-like ribonucleo protein. The record is from RefSeq and is a predicted model, not a curated record. Gene Ontology annotation, molecular function: RNA binding. Gene Ontology annotation, biological process: maturation of SSU-rRNA; mRNA splicing, via spliceosome. NCBI's taxonomy places the organism in Eukaryota, Fungi, Basidiomycota, Agaricomycetes, Hymenochaetales, Hymenochaetaceae. Gene Ontology annotation, cellular component: P-body; sno(s)RNA-containing ribonucleoprotein complex; U6 snRNP. The transcript is spliced from 3 exons. Bases 1 to 294 code for a protein of 97 amino acids.
AUGGCAGACGCGCCCACGCCUCCUGCAGAGCCAUCAGGGCCAGCACCAGAAGCACCAACUCCGCCAGUGGGCUCACCGACCGAUUUCUUAAAAGGCGUUGUUGGCAAACGAGUUAUUGUCCGGCUUACGUCUGGUGUCGACUACCGCGGCUUGUUGUCAUGCUUAGAUGGGUACAUGAAUAUUGCACUCGAGCAGACGGAAGAAUAUGUCAAUGGGCGAGUGACGAAUAAAUACGGAGAUGCAUUUGUUAGAGGGAAUAAUGUACUAUAUAUCUCUGCAGAUGAACCUAUCUGA